This is a messenger RNA of Neoarius graeffei (lesser salmon catfish), 1294 nucleotides long. RefSeq names its product ras-like protein family member 10B. Gene Ontology annotation, molecular function: GTPase activity; GTP binding. The transcript has 4 exons. The coding region runs from base 143 to 826 and encodes 227 amino acids. The record is from RefSeq and is a predicted model, not a curated record. NCBI's taxonomy places the organism in Eukaryota, Metazoa, Chordata, Actinopteri, Siluriformes, Ariidae.
GGUCGGUUUGUUCCUCGUGGCGCAGAAUCGAGCUUCCUACGAGGGUCCCCGGUUUAGUCGUCCUAUGAAUGGGGCUGUGCUGUGCCCAGCUCAGCGACCCGUGCCCUGGUCAGGACUAUGCAGGGCCCUGGUACCCUCCUGAAUGCACUGGCCAAUGGUUUGCGAGAGCAGGGAGGGCGGUGGGGCCCACCGAGGCCGAGGAGGACGUGGUGCUAUGCCCCCUCCGUUCCGGAUAGCGGUGCUGGGCGCACAGGGUGUGGGCAAGACGGCCAUUGUGCAGCGCUUCCUCCACGAUGACUACAGUGACACGGCCUCGUCAAGCUGCACACGCCGGGUGCAUCUGUCCGCCGCUGUGCUCAAUGGCCACGUGCAUGACCUGCAGAUCACCGAUUACCCGGCCAUCAGCAGCUUCCCUGGUAGCUCUCUCCAGGAAUGGUCCGACGUUUGUUGUCGAGGCAUUCGCAGUGCCCAUGUCUACAUCUUGGUUUACGACAUCUGCUGCUUCGACAGCUUCGAGUACGUCAAGACGAUGCGUCAGCAGAUCCUGGAGACCCGGAUGAUGGGUGCAACAGAGACGCCGAUCCUGAUCGUAGGCAACAAACGCGAUCUUCAGCGAGGCCGGGUCAUCCCUCGCCACAACGUCUCCGAUUUGGUGCGUAAGAGCUGGAAGUGCGGCUAUGUGGAGUGCUCUGCCAAGUUCAACUGGCACAUUUUGCUGCUGUUCGGUGAGGCUUUGCGGAGCGUAGGCUGUGCCCGCUGUAAACACAUGCACGCUACUGUACGGUUUCAGAGAGCGCUGAGGAGAGAGCGCUGCGCUCUCAUGUGAGCUCUGAGCUCGUCACGAUGUCUCACUUGGUUCAAGAAGAAAUCUCGCUAUAGCUGUGAUAAUGAGCUUGGGUUGCCUUCUAGCCAAGGAAUCCUGUCGUGGAUGUUUCACUGAGGAGAAAUGUGUCUUCUGUUCACACAAACUGCUUUCUGAUGCCAAGAGGAAUCCCCAGAUGCCGCUUGUCCACGAAACGGGCUGAGUGAAACAUCUCAACAAUGACUGAAGUCUCAAAAAUCAGCUUUAAUAUCGUGUUGCUGAAAUGCAAAUCAUGUGUUUAUGCUGGGACUGCUUUAAGAAGCCCAGUUCUGCUUUUUAUCUCGGGCAUAUGAUGCACUGAUGAAUCUUCCAGUUCGGCUGAGCAAAAGUGUGUUUCUGUCAUCAUGGCUGAUUGUGUGGCUGUAAGACACACGGGUGAAUAACACGAGCACAAAUAAACGUAUGUGUACGCACAGUGGAUACUUCCAUGUU